UGUUGGACGGCGAGCGAUUGGCCAAAGGGAAAUGUCAGCAGCUGGGGAACCGGCUGCCCCAGUCGCGGUGACACGGAGGGAGCCGGGCCCCACGGGAACUGUCGCCGGUUGCUGUGGCGCAGUUUGAAACCGCGCUUCGGACCUGGGCCGUCGGUCGCUGAGCCAGGCGCCCGGGGCAGCAGCCGCAGCCGGGGGAGGAUGGAGACGGACAGAGUCUGGCGGGGGCCCCGGUGCUGAGAGAGUGGCUCAGCCCCAGUUAUGAUCCAAGUGAGCUGCAUUGGCUGGUUAGAGUGAAUAUAUAAUAAUGAGUGGAGCAGCUUUGGGUAUCGAGAUAAUAUUUGUCUUUUUUCUGGCUUUAUUCAUACUUCAUCGGUAUGGAGACUUCAAGAAACAACAUAGACUUGUGAUCAUAGCAACACUGCUGGCUUGGUAUCUCUGCUUUCUUAUAGUAUUUAUAUUGCCUCUGGAUGUUAGUACGACUAUAUACAAUCGAUGCAAACUUGCUGUUAACUCCAGCCCGCCAGAAAGCAGCAGCAGCAACAUAAUCAUCAAUGGAUCUUACCCUAGUUCUGCUCCAAGAAAACAUAGGUGCUCGAAACCAUGGAGUUAUAUCCCUGAUGGAAUUAUGCCAAUCUUCUGGCGUGUAGUAUACUGGACAUCACAGUUCUUAACCUGGAUACUGUUACCUUUCAUGCAGUCAUAUGCUAGAUCAGGAGGGUUCUCCAUUACUGGAAAGAUUAAAACUGCAUUGAUUGAGAAUGCAAUCUAUUAUGGCACUUACUUGCUGAUUUUUGGAGCAUUUUUAAUAUACGUGGCUGUAAAUCCAAAUAUCAGUCUACAAUGGAACCAGCUUCAGACAAUUGGGAUAGCAGCUGCCAACACCUGGGGUCUUUUCCUUCUUGUGUUGUUGUUGGGGUAUGGUUUGGUGGAAAUUCCACGUUCUCACUGGAAUGGAGCAAAAAGGGGGUACCUUCUUAUGAAGACUUAUUUCAAGGUUGCCAAACUGAUGACUGAAAAAGCAGAUGCAGAGGAGAACUUAGAGGAUAUUAUGGAGGAAGUCCGUAAAGUGAAUGAGAGUAUCAAGUAUAAUCACCCUCUGAGAAAAUGUGUUGAUACAAUAUUGAAAAAGUGUCCUACUGAAUACCAGGAAAGAAUGGGUAGGAACAUGGAUGACUAUGAAGAUUUUGAUGACAGGCAAAACAACUAUCCCAGUGAGAAAAAUCUGGUCAAACUUCACAAACAGGUAAUUUAUUCAGUUCAGAGACACCGUCGUACGCAGGUGCAGUGGCGAAUUCUUUUAGAACAAGCAUUCUACUUGGAGGAUGUGGCGAAAAAUGAAACCAGUGCAACUCGUCAGUUUGUUCAUACUUUUCAGUUCCAAGAAUCUGAAAACAGAAUUACCCGAUAUUUCUACACACCAACUGUUGAAUGGUACUGGGAAUGUCUCCUUCGGCCAUGGUUUUACAGAAUUCUUGCUGUUGUUUUGGCCACAUUCUCUGUAAUUGUUGUGUGGUCAGAGUGCACAUUUUUCAGCACUAAACCAGUUCUGUCCUUGUUUGCUGUCUUCAUACAACUGGCAGAAAGAACGUACAACUAUAUGUGCAUAGAGAUGGCUUGCUUCCUUACCAUCUUCUUCUUAAGUAUCUGUGUUUACUCAACUGUCUUCAGGAUUCGUGUAUUUAAUUAUUAUUAUUUAGCUUCGCACCAUCAGACUGAUGCAUACAGUCUCCUUUUCAGUGGCAUGUUAUUCUGCCGUUUAACUCCUCCUCUGUGUCUGAAUUUCUUGGGUUUGACUCACAUGGAUUCAUCAAUCUCUCACAAAAACACUCAGGCAACUGCAUAUACAUCAAUAAUGGGCUCCAUGAGAGUGUUGUCUUUCAUUGCAGAUGGGUUUUAUAUAUAUUAUCCCAUGCUGGUUGUCAUUCUCUGUAUUGCCACUUACUUCAGCUUAGGAACUCGUUGUUUGAAUCUGCUGGGGUUCCAGCAGUUCAUGGGAGACAAUGAAAUGACCUCUGACUUUAUUGAUGAAGGAAAGGAGUUAAUCAGAAGAGAGAAAAGAAAACGGCAAAGGCAGGAAGAAGGUGAAAAUAGAAGAAGGGAAUGGAAAGAGCGAUAUGGAAACAGCCGAGAAGAUUCCACUAGAAAUAGAAAUGUUCACCCAGACCAAAAAGAAUCUAGUUUCUCAGAGACCAACGCAAGCAGACCUGUGUCUAAGUAUACCAGGUCAAAUGGCAGGACCGAAAGGGAUAGAAUAGAACUCCUCCAAGAUGCGGAACCUUUGGAUUUUAAUGCGGAUUCAAUUAGUGAUGAUUCUCUUGAUCAUCCUCUUGACUCAGGAAGGUAUCAGCCUGGUGGAAGGUAUUUAUCAAUGUCACGAAGCCGAAUAUUUGAUGAUGUCUAAUCCCUUCAUAGCUUAUGAAAACUUAAUAGAAAUCAAAGUCUGUUACUCAUUAUUUGAAAAACACUGUAACAUUUCUGAACCAAAAAAGACCUUUUUCUUUAAUAAAAAAAUUGUGGAAAAUAAAGGAACAAUAAUAGUUAGAAAUGCACCUUGUAUAAUAACUUACUUACCAUGGACUAGAGAAUACAGCUGUACCCCAAUAAACGCAGUCCUCGGGAGCCAAAAAAUCUCACCGCCUUAUAGGUGAGACCGCGUUAUAUCAGGUUCGGUCCGGCUCCCCCAGCGGGGAUUUAAAGGGCCCAGUGCUCCAGCUGCUGCAGGGGGUCCCGGUCCCUUUAAAUCACCACUGGAGCUCUGGCAGUGGGGCUCGGGCUGGGAUUUAAAGGGCCUGGGGCUUCCCACAGUGGCCAGAGCCUCUGGCCCUUUAAAUCACGUCCUGAGCCCGGUUGCCAGAGCCCUGGCAGGCAGCCAGGCUCGGGCAGUGAUUUUAAAGGGCAAGGGGCUCCACACAAAUUCAGAUAUAAUGCAGUAAAGCAGUGGGGCUCGUGGCCCUUUAAAGGGCCAGGGACUCCCCGCUGCUUUACCGCAUUAUAUCCAAAUUCGUGUUAUAUUGGGUCAUUUUCGAUUGGGGUAGAGGUGUAUUUGUAUUAACAGGCAUUGUUACGCAGGGAGAGGUGGGUUUUGUUUUUGUUUUGUUCUUGGGGAGGCAAUAAACUUUUAAAAACCCUCGUAUAGUUAGCUAUAUAAGCAGAGACUAAAUUUUAUACAUGCAAAUAGGGCUCAGAUUGAACUAAUUUAAGGUUUUGGGAUGGAUUUUUUUGUUGCUUUUGUUUUUAGUUUUGGAAGGAAUUUUUUUUAAAAAGAUGCUCUUAGAAAUAUAAUGUAGUUUUUAGUAAUCCUAAGUGAAAAGUUAAAUGAAGUACUGUAUUACACACUGUUAUUAAACACUUUAUGAUUUGAAUUUUGCGCCUGAACCAGAGUCCCCUGAAGUGAAAAGUCUUCCAUUGACUUCAGUGGCCUUUGCAUCAGGCCCUUUGUGAGUAGAAGGGAUCAAAUGGCAAUUCUGUAUACAUGCGCUAGCAUAAAAUGUGGAAGGUUUACACAUCAGUCAUAGGAUUUGGAAUUUUUUCUCUUUCAAUAUUAUAUACAGUUAAAUGGUAGCAUGUAUAAUUAAGAUUAAAUAUAAACAUAACUAUUUUUGCUAUCACUGUCAUUCAAGCAUGUGUACAAUGACAGGAAUGCAUCUGGUGACUGUUUAAGAAGACUUUUUACAGUAGUAGCAGUUGAAAAUCUUGGUGUAAGAGAAAUUUUAAUGUGAAAUUUGUCAGUUUUAAAUUACAAUGUUACAGUUUUUCACAAACGUCUAGCACAGUGUAAAACUCUUGGAGCUUUCCAUUUGAAGACGUGAACUAUGUAGCAUGAAUCAUUAUUGCUAAAUGCUUUUGACAUCCCAACGGCACUGCAUAAGGUAUCUGUGUUUUUAAGGCUCCUAUAUUUUGCAAUGAGUAGGCUCUUCAUUGCAAGAAGAAGUCCUUAUUCGUGCAAAUAAACACCAUAAAAAAUGCCAAUGAAUAACAGUGCAAAAGUGCUGUCAUGCAAAUGUUUUUUGGGGGGAAAUAGGCUCAACUUAAAUUUUGGUUUGUUUGCAAUUUUCAGCCAAAGUUAGGUUAUCAGUUGACAUUUUUUAAUCAUUUAGAAGUUUUCUCAUUGCAAAAUUAUGGUGAAAGCUGAAGCAUUAGAUCUCAUAGCUAUUUUUCUUUUUCAUACUUGAAAGAUAUGCAACUCCUAAAACAUCUAGAAAUGGGACUACACUGAAAAAUAGGUUUUCAUGGAUGAGGUAUUCCAUUUAGUAACGGUCUGUUUUGUAAAAUCUGUGUUAAUGUGAUUCUAACCUGCUUUAAUGAAUAAUAAUUCAGAAGUUGAGAAAAUAAUGCUACUUGUAGUGUAUUCUCUGCUUAUUUACAAUGAUUUGAGUACUAUUUUGAAGGAUAGUGAAAUUCUAGUCCACUUCUAUAGAACCCAUUACAUAAAUAAAUAGACAUAUAAUAGCA
This is a messenger RNA of Gopherus flavomarginatus (Mexican gopher tortoise), 4452 nucleotides long. It is a transcript of the gene LMBRD2, whose product is annotated as LMBR1 domain containing 2. Bases 305 to 2401 code for a protein of 698 amino acids. The transcript is spliced from 18 exons. The record is from RefSeq and is a predicted model, not a curated record. NCBI's taxonomy places the organism in Eukaryota, Metazoa, Chordata, Testudines, Testudinidae. Gene Ontology annotation, cellular component: membrane. Gene Ontology annotation, biological process: adrenergic receptor signaling pathway.